AUGAAACGUAUAAACAGGCAUAAAAUUAAACGUGAGAUUCCAGAAUCGUCAUCUCAGUUAAAAGAUAAUGAAGAGCACGACUUGGCUUAUUACAUACAUGAUAGAGUUGAGUUAAUGCAUCAGGUGUUUUCGGUUAUAAAACCCAAAGAGCUGAAGGUGAUGGCACCACAAUGUGUGCAACAUAUAUCCAUUGAUGAUUUACAAGAGCUGUGUACGGAAGAGUUACUAGGUAUAAGUUCAAAGCGUCUUUGUGCAAUAUUAGAUGGAGCUGAGCCUCCCACAGACACAGAAUCUUCAAGCUCUGAACCACUAGAAACUAUUUCUUUGGACAGUAUAUCUUCUGAUGAGGAAAUUUUGAGCCAACAUAGUUCCAAAAAUAAAAAGCACAAACACAAAAAACAUAAAUCGAAGAACAAACAUAAACGAAAAGAAAGCAAUUCUGAAAAAGAAGAAGACAAAUCAAAGGCAUCUAGAGCUGGACUUACGGUGUUAGAGUUACUUGAGCUUCAAGCGAGAGCUAGAGCUAUUAGAGCUCAGUUGCAACAAGAUGUUACUACAACCACAGAAGUGCAAGAAGUGACUACAGAAAAGCAUGACUCGUCAGAUGAAGUAGAGAUAAAAGAGGAACCCGCUGAAGUGGUGGAGAUAAGCAGUGAAGAUGAAAAGCCAAACAUCAACAAUUUACCUGUAAAACCUCCAUCACCGAGUAAAGAAACUGAUCAAGAAAAAACCUCAACAACUAUCACUAAAAGAGUAAAUGAUCUAAUAAUAACAGUACCACAAACAAAACCUACACGAAAGAUUAAACUGAAGAGAAAUAAAUCUAUCACAACUAUUACUUCCACUGCAGAUGUUGGCACAAAAAAUAUUGAUAAAAAUAUUCAAAGUGUAAAUAAAGAAGUAGUUAUCAACAAAAUUCAGGUAUUGCCAGAUGAUAAAAACAAUAAGAAAAAUGAGACUAAAACAGAAACUAAGACUAAAUCAAAGAAAAGACAAAAAAAGAAAGAUAAAGAAAAAGAAGGUAGUGAUCACGAUGAAAUAACUUUGCAAUUGUCUGACUCAGAAAAGAUGGAUUUGCUAGAUUUUGAUCGUAAAAACUAUGAUAACUUAACUUCUUCUGGCUCAGAAGACUCGGAAAGUAGUUCUGAAAGUAAUGAGUCCGACACCUCUCAUAGUAGUAAUGAUGAAAGCAAAAUUACAAAAAGUACAGAUAAUGUACAUGAUAAGAACAUACCAUCAAAAAUAGAUACUCUGGUUGAUCAAAAUAUAGAAAUCAAAUCGCAAAUUGAAGAAAAAGAAAAGGACAAUGAAAUGAAAGAAUCUCAUGAAGUUAAAGAAGCGAGUCCUAUUGACUUAGAUAACAAUGAAAUAAUAGAUAAAACCGAUUUAUCUGAUAAAACAAAUGAGGUUUCACUAGUUUUUACUGAAAACGAGCAAAAACAAAUAACAUCUCCAGAACAAAGUAACUCAAAUACAAAUACUGACAAUCAACCUCAUAAUGAAUAUCCAGUAGAAACUCGAAAUACUCAAGAGCAACUAGAAGAUGGAGAAAUAGUAAAUGAAGAAGAAAAUAAGUUAUCUGAUGGAGAAAUUUCCGAACACACUUCAGAAGUAGUAUGUAUAUCAGAUGACGAAAAUAUAGAUAAAAAGAAAAAGAAAAAAGAAAAGAAAUGUAAGAAGGAUAAGAAGAACAAAAAAUCGAAAUCGGAUUUUCGUGAAAACUCCGACCAAAAUUUUUAUAAAGAAAAUCAAAAUGAGGAACAAAAGUCAACAGAAGUGAGCAAAAUUUCAAUAGAUGAUGACAUUUAUGAGAUUCUGGAACUUUCCGACGAUUCAUCAUGCUACGAAGUAGAAGGUGUUUCUAUAUCAAAAGAGCCCACCAAAUCAGAAAUUGAAGCUUUAUCUGCGAAAAUAGAUGAACAUAUACAUACAAAUACUCGCGGAGAGUCAGAAAAUAAUGAAGCAGAUACUAAUGAAGAAUUUGAAAAUAUUUCAUGGCGGGAUCGGUACUUAGACAGUAAAAAGGUCAAAAAAGUUCUUACAACUUCCAACAUAUUAAAUGCGCUUCGGAAAAAGAACAAAGAACUAAAAAAGAAAUUGGAGGAGUCUAAAAACAUGGAGGAAAAAACUCCUGAAAUAGAAAAACCGGCUGAUGUUGUUGAGGAAUCUGCUAAUGUACUUGAAGGAUCUAUAGAUCAUUUUAAUACUCUACAGGGAUCCACUAAGUACGUUGACCCAAUUGAUGACAGUAAACUAGAAAAUGUUGGCAAAGUGACAAAAGAAUUAGAAAUGGAUGCUAAAAGAUUAUUAAAAAUGUACAAAAAAUUGCUUAAACAUAACGAUAUGUAUAAGAAAAAAGAUCCGAACAAAAAGAGAAAGAAGAAACCAAAGAAAAACAAGGAAAAGAAGAAAAGUAAUGAGAGUACAAAACAAAAUAUAACU
Molecule: messenger RNA, 2442 nt
Organism: Brenthis ino (lesser marbled fritillary)
Lineage: Eukaryota; Metazoa; Arthropoda; Insecta; Lepidoptera; Nymphalidae
Source: the annotation of a GenBank genome assembly